UGCAGUUGUUCUAUAUUAUGGAAUUAAACUUUUAUUUUUUAGUAGGAUUCUCUUCCCAAAAGUUUGCUUUCCGAUUUCAGAAACCUUCUUCACCUCUAUGGGUGAAUGGGCAGCAACAGGCCGCCUGAAAACAUUGACGUGAAAAGGAGAAAAAUCGGGGGCAUGAACAGCGUGGAGCUUUCCAUCAAGUGGUGACCGGAGCCUCAGAGGGGAUUGGAAGAGCUUAUGCAUUUGCACUUGCUGAGCGAGGAAUGAACAUCGUUAUCAUGAGUCGGACCAAAUCUACACUGGAUCAAGUGGCAAAGGAAAUAAGUAUAAAACAUAUAUGCAUUGUUGUUUUAAAACCCUAUAAAAGUCGACAAAACUGUACUUUUUCAUGCAUAAAAACCUACAGUUUGCAGCAAAUUGUUUCAUCCCCGCCAGGCAAUUCCACGGGGCAAAAGGUGAGGGUGAUCAUAGCUGACUUCACUGAUGAAAACAUCUUUAGUGAAAUCGAGGAGCAACUUAAGGACCUUUGCGUCGGAAUUUUAGUCAACAACGUUGGCAUUCUUCCCAGCUUCAUCCCCUAUAGGUUUCUGGAGUCUGAAGACCUGGACCAAACAAUUACUAAGGUUAUAAACUGCAACGUAAAAACCAUGGUUAAGAUGUGCAGAAUGAUCCUCCCACAAAUGGAUAAGAGGCGAAAAGGGGUGAUUGUGAACAUUUCGUCUGGAAUUGCUUCUGUCCCGUUUCCCCUCUACACCCUUUAUGCAGCAUCAAAAAUAUUUGUGGAGCGAUUUUCUCAAGGUCUACAAGCAGAAUAUGAAAACAGAGGCAUUCUUAUACAGGCAGUGGCUCCAUUCGGGGUCUGCACUCGCAUGGCAGGUUACCAGCCACCCAACAGGGUGACCUUUUUACCAGAAGACUUUGUCAAGAAUUCUCUGCAGUACCUCCGAGCAGGGAACAAAACACAUGGCAGUAUUUGUCACAUUGUUCUAGGCUGGAUACUACAAUGCAUUCCCCUUAAGGUUCUCCACUCAGACUCUCUGCUGCAGGGCAUGCAAAACUACGUUAAGAAGACUACACAGCCGGCUGCAUCAGGAACGUCUUUCAAAGAACCUUAAUAGGAAAUACUAAGAAACGUUGUUUGAUCAUAGACUGAAUCAAGACAUACUGAUGGAGGACAAAAUGUACACAUACUAGAUUUUUAAAUGACAUUUCAACAAAAUCAGAAGGGAAAUAAAAAGUCUUUUAUUUUGAAGAUGUGAAGGGAAGCUGAUGGAAAUAAUAUGUGUUGUAUUUUCAAAGGUAUGCCUAAUAUGUUCUGUAUGUAUUUUAUAAAAGAUGUUUGGAAGGAUAAUGUUUUCACAAAACUCACGGUAACAAGUGGCUUUAUUAUUUUUUUUCUCCUUAUGAGUCAAUGUUUAGAGGAACAUGUCUCUGAUUUUUUAAUCUUUUAAGAGACUGUCCAAAUAUUGUGGCUCACCUUGUACAGAAUUAAAGCCAAAAAUACAUCUUCAAAGAAGUAAUCAAAAAACAGAGGCUUUUUUUUUUUUACGUUCAAGCUGUAUCUUUUCAUAAUGAAGCCUACUUUUGUAUAUCUUUUGAGUUGGUGUUCUUUAAUGAACAACGUCCACAGAAAAACAAACUUAAAAUUAAAAAGAUGAACUUUAAGCAGCUUUUGGUAAAAGACAAAGAAAAAGGUAUAGAAUUGUUUUUCCAUAACUUGUGACUCUGAAGUUACAAAAGAUUCUUGGGCAGUACAGCCAGAUACUGUACCAUAAAGUGUUAGUCAUUUUAAAUCAAACACAAUUGUUAUCAUUCAAUUCUUUAUUUAAGGAUAGAUCUAAAUUAGGUGUUAGUCAACUUUGAUUUAAAAUAUCAAUCCCUCUUUGUUUUCUAUAGAACCUCAAGGGUGGUUAAGUGAUCAAUGCUGCCAAGUGGAUGCUUAGACAGACCAGACUAUUACUGCAUCCCCCUCCCCAAAACGUUAGUAUCCUUUGAGUUCAUUAUAUUUUCUAAGUCAUUUUGUUAGUUGGAGCUUUUGUGUGUGUUAAACUUGUUCAAAGUAUGAUAAGUUCAAUUAUAUAUCUAGUGUGUGUCCUUGGCCAGUCUUUACUUUAUGAAGCCUCCCAGUGUGUCUCAACAGGAAGUGAGUUCUCCAUUUGGUGGUCAGUACAGUUCAACUCUCCCCAGUCUUUCUAAGUUGGAGUUCACCCCUCCCCAUUGACUAUUAAUUGUAACCCUUUUUUCUGGUUGCUGAUAGUUUGACACCCCAUAUACAUUAUAAACUAAAACUUGUAUCUAAAGUUGCCUGGCAGACUUAGUGAAGGAGAAAUUAAUUUGUCAGAGUAUUGUCAAUCCAAAGGUCCCUACUAAGUUUUUCUUUGCACUUAAUAGACACCAUAACACUGUUUUUAUCACUCUGAUCAUUCAAAAAAACAAACAAAAAUAAGACUACUAAUGAGCUUCUAUUCAGCUUCAGCAUCCAAACUGAGGAUUUUAUUUUAUUUUUAGAAGAGUCUCAAACCAAAGGAUAAACAUGAUGAAUGAACCUCCCCCACGAGAGAGUGGCCAGAAAGAGACAAAGAGAGGGAUGAACGGUCAGACUGACCUCAACAGCAAAUGAUUCGUGCCUUGUUUUCAUAGAAAAAACCCAGCUCCCCCUCAGUGAGAAACAUGUUUAUUCAUGUCACAUGAUACAAACCACUACUACUACCUGUGGAAGAGGGUCUUUCAUGUUUUGGGUCUUUGCACCGUAGAGCCAAACGACAUUCACAGGAAAUAACUCAUUCAUGUUUGUCAAGAUGUGUUUAUUUUCUGAUUUUAGAUCAUGAAUAGUGUUUAAACAUUCUAAUGCAAUUAAUUGAAUUCAAUUUAAUACAUUUAUAAUGAACCUAAUAAAGGCUGCUGUUAAAAGCUUGAACUUGGUUUGAUAGGAGGACAAACACAAAACUUGAGAACA
Molecule: messenger RNA, 2944 nt
Organism: Oryzias latipes (Japanese medaka)
Lineage: Eukaryota; Metazoa; Chordata; Actinopteri; Beloniformes; Adrianichthyidae
Gene: hsd17b3
Product: hydroxysteroid (17-beta) dehydrogenase 3
Cellular component (GO): endoplasmic reticulum
Molecular function (GO): testosterone dehydrogenase (NADP+) activity
Source: RefSeq, a predicted model, not a curated record